Messenger RNA from Sitophilus oryzae (rice weevil), 1129 nucleotides. RefSeq names its product phytanoyl-CoA dioxygenase, peroxisomal-like. Gene Ontology annotation, molecular function: phytanoyl-CoA dioxygenase activity. Bases 132 to 1022 code for a protein of 296 amino acids. Gene Ontology annotation, biological process: fatty acid alpha-oxidation. The transcript has 8 exons. NCBI's taxonomy places the organism in Eukaryota, Metazoa, Arthropoda, Insecta, Coleoptera, Curculionidae. The record is from RefSeq and is a predicted model, not a curated record.
ACGUUACUAAAUGUUUAUAACGCGUAAGGCAACCACUGAAAUUGUUAUAAUUAAGGUUUUAGAACAAAAUAGUAUUACUUAGUUGCAACUGUUAAUAUUAAGUGACACUUUCAAGUUUACUUUUUAAAGUUAUGUUUUUAAAAAGAAAAACGCCAGCCGUAACCAAAGAACAAAAGAUAUUUUAUAAAGAAAAUGGUUAUAUAAUUAUUAGAAAUAAUAUUCCGCAUAAUCUAAUAGAUGAACUUAUACAAAGAUUUGUGGAUAUAUGCAAUGAAAGAACUGACUCCGAUGUAGCCAUAGUUAUGAAAGAUUUAUCUUUAAGUAAAAAAGGUGCGAAAGGAGAAUAUCUCAUUAAUAAGGUACAUGACUUUCCUUAUGAUGAGAUUUUAUCAAAAUAUAUAACCUGUAAUGAAAUCUUAGAUAUAAUUGAAGACUUAAUAGGGCCUAAUAUAUCAGCAGUAAACUCUAUGCUCAUAAACAAACCUCCUAAUGCUGAAGAGGACUGUUCGAUCCAUCCAUUACAUCAGGAUUUAAAUUAUUUUCCAUUUAGACCUGCAGAUAAAAUAAUAGGAACAUGGACCGCUAUGGAACAUGUAGAUCAAAAUAAUGGAUGCCUCUAUGUUGUUCCCGGUUCUCAUAAGGGACCUCUCUAUAAGCACAUGUAUCCCGAUGGAACCAAAAAGAAACUAUACCAUGGCAUACAGGACAAAGAUAAUUUACCUAAAACAUUUGCCAUUAUGGAAAAAGGAGAUACAAUAUUCUUUCACCCGUUAAUGUUGCAUGGAUCUGGACCCAACAGAACACAGGGAUUUAGAAAAGCAAUUUCAGCUCAUUAUGCGAGUAACGAUUGUCAUUUUAUCGAUGUGAAAGGAACUCUCCAAGAAGACAUAGGGAAAGAACUAGAGGAUUUAAUAAAAAGAAAAAGAAAUUGGCAUUUGAGCUAUGCAGAAAUAUGGAGCCUGAAAAGUCGACUUGUUAGAGGAAAUCCUGGAACUCUACAAUCACUUCAAUGCCAGCUAUAAGUUAAAUCAGCAAAGUUACCGUGUGUAUGCUUGAUAUCAGUUGAAAUAUAAGAAUACCUUGUACAUAUAUAAUAAUUAUUUUAUAGUAAAAUGGUACAUUUAUAAAA